GAUGGGGAUAUUUAACAAUGUGCAAUUGCUAAAAUGCUUGGUGAUACUAUGAGAUGGCUGCAUGAUGCUUCUUUAGGUCAAAUAUCUUUUAACCAUUGUUGUGACUUUAAAAAAACACCUCUUGCUGAAAUCUUCAGAGAACCUCCCUGCCCCUGCCCAGCUUAAAUGGGGUUGCACAUCCAAACGUAACUGCCUCAGAGGCUCAGUAACACAUUCCUGGUUAUAAGAAACAGCCCUAUAAUAUUGAGUCAGACCGUUAGUCUACCUAGUUCAUUUGUCCACACUGACUGGCAGUGGCCUUCCAGGUUUCAGACAGGACUCUUCCAGCCCUACCUAGAGACUGAAUCUCGUAUCUUUUCCCAGUCAGACAAUGUGUUCUACUAUCAAGCUAUACCCCUUCCCCUUUUACAUAGACUUUUUGAAGAACAAGCUUGGUUUGUUCUUUAAUAGGAUGGCUACUACUUUCCGCAGUCGCAGUAAAGGCAAUAUGGAAUAAGAAUGAUUUUGCUGCUGAUCCUGGUUUCCAGUUCAAACAGAUCCCCUACACAAUCACCUCUGGAGUGCAUGGCAUUCUUUCCAAACUUGGUUGUGAAGUGACCCUCCACGUUUUAUUUAAAACAUGCAUAUGGCUGUCCUGAUUCCCAGAGCAGUAGCAGGUCAAAUGCUGUCAUAUUUCAAGAAUAGGUAGAACCAAAUGCUUGCCAUAUAGAGGUACUAAUUCACACAAGCAGUACCUUCAUAUGAACUAUGUCAGACAGAGAGCCAUCACAUGCCUAAAUCAGCCCUACACUUGUAAGAUAUAAAAGCCCAAAUCUUUGAAGUAGCAUCUUCAAUUAAAAACUGCUACUUACAGGGAGCGCUUCAGAUGCAGCUGCCAGUUAUAAAACAUCCCUGCAAACAAUUAAACUUCUAUACAGAACAAUAAAACAUACUUGAAUAUUUAAAGCACUUAGCAUCACUCAGUUGCAUUUUUAAUAUUUCAGAUAUGUACCGUUAAGAGAAAGUUUUUCUUUUGUCUUCAGGGCUGUCACAAUAGUAGUUGGAAUUAAAUAUAGCUGUUUAAAAUACUUGCAAAUGAGAAGUUGGAAUUUACUGUAGAGAAACAUGGAUCUGCUGUUGUCUUCCACUAAAUCCACAUAAGACAGCCUAAUGUUUCUCUUGCUUAAGAUAAAUGAGGCAAAGAUCUGGAAGUUUGUGGCAAAUCAGCCUCCCACACUCCGCUGCUUUGCAUUUGCUCCCUUGUAACUGCUUUGGGCCUAUGUUAUUUCCACACCAUUCUUUUGGUCUUUCAUAAGUUCUGUGUUGUGUUCGGUCAGGAGUAGGUUCAACUUUGGAUAUAAUUUUUUAUAGAAAAGCAGAGUAAGAAUUGAUUUAUACUUUCACUCCUACUAGCAGCAUUCUAUUGCAGAGUGCCUAUUGUUGAUAGCAGCCAGAAAGGGUCUUCUACCCCAUCAGUAACCAUGGCUACUGCAGCAACAGCAAAUAGAGGCUGGCAAGGGAAGAGCUCCCCCCAAAACCACACACCCCGCAAAAUAGCCUGGGCUAUUUCCAAAAUAUAAGUUAAUGAAGUAGGGGAGGGGCUCUUAAAGUUUGCUCCCUGCUCUCUACAAAUCACAGUAAAAGUUGCUGAGGCUGCUGGUGGAAGGAGAUUUUAUACAUCUGUAAAACGGAAUACAUGUGCUGUUUUUAGGGAUGCACAAUUGUAUCAGAGUUAAAAGCUUUUAAUUGAAAAAGGGCCCUGAUGAUUAUUCAGACAGAUUAAUAGAUUUUUUAAGAAAAACCUGCUGUGGCACCAUCUUAAAGCAGGCAUCACUUUCCUCAUUCAUAUAUAUAAAUAUAUACAAAGCCAGUUUUCCUGUGCUUGAGUUCCUGGGACUCAAGAUUUUAAAAGAAAUGCAAAUUUUUUUUUGAAAAACAUGGAGUUAGAAGAAAUAAUGUACGUGGAACUAUUCCUGUCAUUUUGCAUCAGCACAUGCGGAAGGUUCAAUCCUCUGCAUCUCCAGACAGGUCUGGGAGAAAAACGUGUCUGAAACCAGGGGAAAACCCUGCCAGUCAGUGUAGACAGUAGUAAGCUAGAUGGAGGAAAUGGUCCGACUCAGCAGGCAGCUUCCAAUGUUCCUAUGUCCCAGCCUCCCCUUCCUGGCCCCAUCCUAGAGAUAGGUAAUUUCUACACUCCUGCAUUUGUGUUUGGUUGUUAUCCACCUACAAAAAAUGCUAUUUCUUCUUGUCCAGUUCCUACUGCGCCUUUUUAUAAAGAGAAGCAGCCAAAAUCACGACUAGUCGCCCUUAUCUCCUCCCCUCGCUGCCCCUGCUUCAACUUCUUAUUUGCAGGGACAAGGGCAUCUGUCUGCGGCUUUCCUCACAUUGCCGGACUACAGUUCCCAUCACCCACCCCGGUCUCUAUGCCUCUCCCUUGCGCAUGCGCGGUCUCACCGCGGCCUCUCGUAACGUAGACGCCCGUUACCAUGGCCACGAGGCCUCAGGACGACGCGCCGCUUUCGCCGUUACCAUGGCGACGGCGAGGCCUUGUUUACGCCCGCGGUUUCUACGGCGCCGCGGAGCUGACCGGGCCGGAGGGAGAGGAAACAUGACGGCGGAGCUGCUCCGGGCUCUGCGUGGUGGGCCAGGGACUCGCUGCCUGUCGCUGAAGGCGCGGGGGCUACGCCGCCUGCCGCGGGGGUUGGGGAAGAUGAAGGGCCUGGAGAGACUGAGCUUGCGGGACAACAGCCUGCGCCGGCUGCCUCAGGAUAUGAAGGCUCUGGGCCGGUUGAAGGUACUGAAUUUGGGAAAUAAUAAUUUUGAGGAGGUUCCAGAGCAGCUGAAAUACCUCAAGUCUUUGCAGACUCUUCAUUUGUUUAGAAACAAGAUCACCAGAAUAUCACCCUUAAUAUUUGAUGGAUUGCAAAAUUUAGUACUCCUCAAUCUGAACAACAACCAACUUAGUUAUCUUCCUCCAGAGAUACAAAGGCUUGAACAUCUUGAAUGCUUGAGUUUAGACAAUAACCAACUGCAAAAAAUUCCCAAAGAAUUCUGUUAUCUCCGAAAGUUGUGUGAACUCCAUUUGUUCAACAAUUCCAUCACUGCGCUCCCUGAAGAGAUUAAAUACCUGAGAAAACUCAAGAUCUUGAUUUUGGCAAGAAAUCAAAUAGAAGAACUUCCUGAUGGACUUUGCAAAUUGAAGAGGCUUAGAGUUCUAGAUGUAGCUGGAAACAAUAUCCAGAUCUUCCCAACAGCAAUGGAAGAUCUUGAACUGGAGGAACUUUAUUGUGAAAGUAAUCCAUUGCUUCAGAAACAUCCAGUUAGUGCCAUACAAGAGGAGGACAUUUUGACUCUUAAGGAACUAACAGCAAGAUUUAUUCUUGAUCAACUGGAAAAGAAAAACUUUAAUUUACACAGGGCGCUAAAGCAGAACUUAAAUGCACAGAAGAUGCUUGCCCAUAAGCAAGAAUGUGCUCAGUGCAGACAUGGCUUUCUGGGCAUGUGGCUAGAAUGUGUACAGUUCGUGGAUAUAAGACAGCGAAUGAAGACUAGCAGGAACUUGGAGCUCUUACCUGUCAAGGCACUUCUGUGCUCAUACAAAUGCUUUAAUCACAGCGGCCACGAACUCUUUGGGAUUGCUGUACCCUAGAGCAAGCAAUAAACCCAGGAUCUCACCCAGCUGGCAAGUUGCAACUAUUUGUGACACUCUUAAGAACGGAAACAGAACAUAGCAUUUUGUGCUAUAUCCAUAUUCAAUGUGAAAUACACAGUUGUGUUGGAACAAUGGUGGCAGAGAAGUGAUUUAGUGGUGGGCAGGAAUUAUUUCCUACAGCUGUACAGUUGGUGUGUUUUGGCAGCCUUGACUCUCCUUCUGAAAAUGGAUGAAGUUAAUGGCAUUGUUUAACAGUGAGGUAAAAGUUUUAUAAUGUAAACUCUAACUAGCCUAGGUUACUGUGGUUUCUUUUGGCUUCUCUGUUAUGAUCCAUGCACCUUAAUCUGAAAUUCUGAUAAGUGUUUCUCCCCCCCUGAAGAUUUAGGGUCAGACCUUAAAACUGCAAAAGAACACUUUUAACGUGUAUCCAGUGAUUACGUAGUGCUUGAUUUCCAUUAUAAAUCCUGUUUUCUAGAAGUUUAUAACUUGGCUUUAACAUUUGGCAUGCAUAAUUUUCAACACAGAAGAAAAUGUGUUGGAGCGUUUUUAAAAAGAAAGGGAAUUGGUACACAUUAAGAAGGAUUUCUUUGCUCAUAGGAACUUUGAUUAUAAGAAAGCUGUGUAUCCUGGCAACCUUUGGAAAAAAGAACAUUCCAUGGAGAAGCAAGCAGUUUGAUAGGACGUUCACAUGCUUGCUUGCUUUUCCACUCUUAUUUCUUUGCAUGUUUUAUCUUCAGUGUUUCCAGUGCUAUUUUACUAGAAAACUCGCCUUGUUCUCUUAUAAUGGCAAAGGCGCCCACCUGAGAGGUGCCGGAACUGAAAAAAAGUAUUUCUAUGCUGCAAUUCCUCCUGGUUUGCAAUUUGCAUUCUCAUCUCAUGUAAUUAAUUGCAGUGCUACAGAAAACAGGGCUGUUUCUUAAACUUGAUCCUAAAUUUAAGCAUGUGGAUUGACUUUACUGUUUACAUACAGAGAUCAUUCGUGUUCUGAUCUAAACAAAGAAAGAUGUAUUUAAAUUUGAAAUAGUAAGUAGAACCAUGUACUUCCCUAAAUUGCAGAUAUUUUGUAUAUGACUGCCCCCCCUUUUUUUAAAGAGAAAGAAUUCUAUGUAACACAGUGACUUGGAAAUCAAGCGAAACGUUGAGUUCCUAGAAUGAAACUAGUGACCACAUUCAAGACAGCAUUCAGCAUUUCAAGCGUAAACCCCAGCUUAGCACACCGCUCAUUUUCAAGAAAGCUGUAAAAAUGUGUUUUCUGUCUUGAAGAUUGAGACAUCAGAAUGAAAGCUGAUGUCAGCAUCUAGAAUACCGUUCAGUUUUUCAAGUACAGGCCCCAGCUUGCACCCCCCCCUUGACAAAAGUCAAGGGUGUGCAAAAUAGAUUAGAAUCAGCAGGGCUUUUUUCAGAUGGAACUUGCCAGUUCCGACACCUCUCAGGUGGGCAACAUUGCCAUUAUAAGAGAUGUUCUCUUUUUCUAGAAAAAUAUCACUGAAACAGAUGUCUGAAGUGGAGACUCUCAAACACAGUUCUUCACUAGUGCAUAAUGAUUUCAAAAUGUAAUUGCAUUUGUCAAGUGAUAGUUACAUAGAAACAGCACUUCUUAGGCAGUAUGUUUUAGCUUACAAUAUGGGGAAGAAUAAAGACCCUGUUUAAAAUAUUUAUUGGUACACGGUAUUAUCUGAAAACGCAUCUGAUACGUGCUUUUUCUGAACACAGUUGUAGUGAGCAAAAGGAUUCAAAAAGGUCUAUUGAUUCAACUGUCAAAUAAAUAGUACUCUUUAGUAAAAGCAAUGUGACCAAAAAGGCAUUUGACGUUUUAUUCAAGUGGAAAAACUCUUCAGAUUUAUCCUAAGGAUGAAUGAAUGGUUGAAAUCAGUGGUGCUUUAGUUGCAAUACAUUUAUCUCAUUGAUUGCCGCAUCACUUGAGUACAGGUAUCAGAUUCAGAGUUAGUUAGCUUGAAAAGGUAUGUGAAGGAACCCCAGCCCUAGAAACAAGUGUCUACAUUUUGCAACUUGCCAUAAUAUUUUGUUCCACAAAGAAGAUGCCUGUGCCAAAUACUUUUCCGGCUUAUCCUUGCUGAGAUACCAUGAAAGCUCAUGACAUCCUUUUCAGUUACAAUAGGGAGCAGUGCUUGUGUUUUUUUAAUCCACCCUUUUGCAACAGACCAGAAACAACUUGAGAAGAACUUUCACGUUUGUUUACAUUUACUUGAGUUUUUCAGUGGCUCUCUUACGUACGGUAAUCGUUCUUAUCGGAAACUAAAUUAGCGUAGCAUAAAAUGCAACAAAUAUAUUAUCCAAGCAUUUACAAAGAAAAUGAAAUACUGUUAUGAGAUAUCACUAGAAAAUGACUCUUUUCUUGUCCAGGCUUAAUUCUUAAUUAUGUUUAUGAAAAAUUAAAUAUUUGGCAGCUUGACUCUGUAUAUUCAAAGUUACAGAACAUACUGGAUUGCUUUCAUUCCUAAUGCAAUGAGAGAAACAACUGCAGUGGCAGUGAGAGUGCUGUUUUCAAAGUACUGAACAAGUGUUGUUGAAGUAAAGGUGCCUUCCCCCUAAAGGACUGGAAGACUUGGAAGAAAUAAUUCACAAGCAGCUGUCAUUGGUAUGGCCUAGUAUAAUUAUCUGAGAUACAGCACAAUAAUUUUGUAUUUGCUUAAGGUAUGGUGGAAUCCUCUAUGCAAAAGUUGUGUUUGGUCAUAAUAUAAGGUUUAUAAGAUACACACAAACUGCUUUCAGUGGUUUGCCAUAAAGAACUUCCUCAGAUAACUGUGUUAAUAGGAAAGAUUUGUAGACAUUAUUUGGACUACCUAAGGUAUUUUGCAGCACAAUCCUAAAUGUCCCUACUCAGAACUAAGUUUCUGUGAAUUCAGUGGCACUUACAGAUAAGUAAGAAUAGGACUGCAGCUCUACUGACAUAAAUGUUCAUCUUUUGGACAUCCCAGCAGGGGCUUCUCUCAGACCUUUUACUUGUUGAGCAUGAAGGAUGAAGACAGUUUCUGAGCAUAUCUGAAUCCAUUUAGAAGCUUCUGUACAAGCAGACUUGUGACAAGCAAGCUUCCUGAUUACACAGAGGCUUCUAAGUGCGUUCAGUCGAAUGCAUGAGAAUCUGAGGGUCCUGCACAUGCCUGCAUUAAACAAAAUAAGCACAUAAAGAGAAGGGGGACACACAGGAAUUUUCAAUUGUUGGAUUCACCAUGGGCCAUAUGGUGCAGCUGAACAAAAAUAACCAUUAUUUAUACAAAUAUACAAAAAUAAACAUUAUUUUCCAUCUUA
Podarcis muralis (Common wall lizard) is the source of this 6901-nucleotide messenger RNA. RefSeq names its product leucine rich repeat containing 69 (gene LRRC69). The record is from RefSeq and is a predicted model, not a curated record. NCBI's taxonomy places the organism in Eukaryota, Metazoa, Chordata, Lepidosauria, Squamata, Lacertidae. Gene Ontology annotation, molecular function: protein binding. Gene Ontology annotation, cellular component: cytoplasm.